Mastomys coucha (southern multimammate mouse) is the source of this 1989-nucleotide messenger RNA. RefSeq names its product transmembrane protein 237 (gene Tmem237). Gene Ontology annotation, cellular component: ciliary transition zone. The record is from RefSeq and is a predicted model, not a curated record. The coding region runs from base 107 to 1414 and encodes 435 amino acids. Gene Ontology annotation, biological process: cilium assembly. Lineage: Eukaryota; Metazoa; Chordata; Mammalia; Rodentia; Muridae. The transcript has 13 exons.
AAGCUUAGUUUGAAGGGGUCAGACCGGGUUCGGCCCGGGUAGCCCCAAUGCCUUCCGCGGGACGGGUGGGGACGCUUCGGGCCCAGUAGCCGAGAGGCGCAGCCCGAUGACGCUCUGCGCCUGCGCCUGGGCAGGCGAAGCGGGCACGACCGGGGCGGGGCGGGCGGCCACGGUGCCCUGUGCUCUACCGCCGUCCCCGGGAGAGGUGAUGGGGAAGAAGCAGGUGGUUAGCGAGCCUCAGCGUCCUCCACGAGCCCUUCCACCUGUGCCAAGUGCUAUCCAAGAUGAGAUUCCACUUAGUCAUCCUAAGAAAAAGAAGUCGAGAACAAAAAGCACACUAGCUACUGCUUCUUCCGAAGGCCUUGCUGAGGCCGUUGUUAACAGGAGGGCUGAGGGCAGUGAGCCACCAGCUGCAGAACUCAAGGAGUACCCAGAAGCUCCUGUUCAGAGGAGACAGAAGAAGAUCAGACCACCUCCUGAGUUGGAGUCUUCCUUCACCGAAAAGCCACCUAGUCCAUCUCUACUACGGAACGAAAAUGGCAUUGAUAUUGAGCCUCGGGAGGAGGCAUCGAUUCCAAAACCUCGAAAGAAGGCCAAGAAAACCCAGCCAGCUGAAGCACAGUAUGCUCGCGAGCUCGGAGUAGAAGAUGAAGACAUAGUCACAGAUGAGCGGAGCACUCUAGAACAUCACUCUAGGUUCACGGCACCCACUGGAGUUAGCCAGCCUGUUGGCAAAGUAUUUGUGGAAAAAAGCCGGAGAUUUCAGGCAGCGGAUCGUUCCGAGUUGAUAAAGACCACAGAAAACAUAGAUGUGUCAAUGGACGUGAAGCCAUCCUGGACUACCCGUGAUGUGGCACUCUCCGUGCACCGAGCUUUCAGGAUGAUUGGUCUGUUUUCUCAUGGCUUCUUGGCUGGCUGUGCUGUGUGGAAUAUUGUUGUGAUCUAUAUUCUCGCAGGAGAUCAGUUGUCUAAUGUCUCCAACCUUCUGCAGCAGUAUAAGCCCUUGGCACACCCCUUCCAGAGCCUUCUUUACUUGCUUUUGGCUCUAAGUACAGUUUCAGCAUUUGACAGGACUGACUUUGCUAAAACGUCAGUAGCAAUCCGGAACUUUUUGGCCCUGGAGCCAACAGCUUUAGCUUCUUUUCUGUAUUUUACUGCUCUAGUACUAUCCCUGAGUCAGCAAAUGACCAGUGACAGAAUCCACCUUUACGAACCUUCUGUCAAUGGAAGCCUCUGGGCAGCAGAAGUUGAGGAACCAAUUCUCAUGCCAUGGAUCAUAGUGAAUCUGGUGGUGGCUCUUCUGGUUGGAUUAUCCUGGCUCUUUUUGUCUUACAGGCCAGGCAUGGACCUUAGUGAAGAGUUAAUGUUCUUUUCUGAUGUGGACCCGGAAAAAGGAAUCAGAGCAUCUCCAUAGAGCCGACUCCUCCAUAGUGCCAGCUCCUCCAUAGAGCCGGCUCCUCCAUAGUGCUGGCUCCUUCCCUGCAGUGACACCUGCGUUCCCCGCUCCUGUUUUUAAGUGUAUUUUUUUAUAAGAUACAUGUAUUUAUAAUUGAGCUUUUGUUACACAGUGCUGAAAUGCUACUGGAGAUUAUGAAAAAUGUUUAAAUUACAUCUGGUCUUUAUACGAAACAUUAACGUCUUUAUUAUUAGCACCUUAGUGAUAAGAGAUAAUGAGCUAAAAAAAAAAAAAAGGCAGGUGAUGUGUUUGUUUCCUGUUCUCUCAAAUUUGCUAAUGUCAUAAUUAUUAUCUAAAAAGUAACAAUUUAGAAAAGCCUUAAAUUCAGUGUUAUAAAAUACACAUCAAGUUUAAAGGUAAAUUUAGAGAAUGGGGAAGAAGGGAAAAUGUCUUCAUUUUAUAUUUUUGAUGUCUUCUUAUUGAACACUCUGCAGUAUUUAAUUUGUGUUUUCUGAAUCUGGCCAGUGUUGUGUAUCAUGUAGUAAUUAUGAUGCUGUAUAGCUAAUAAAACAGAAAUACAUCUCUUCAAAAAG